GUGAGAGCAAGUCUCUUAACAAGUUUCGUUUUAUGCGUUAAGAGCGAGAGAGAUCCAUAAGGAGAGAGACCGUCUUAAAAAACGAUGCCGUACUACACUAACGAAGAUGACGUGGAUGACUUCAACGACUACGAUCCGACGCCCUACAGCGGAGGCUACGACAUCACCGUGACGUACGGCCGCUCUGUCCCUCCUUCCGACGAGACUUGCUACCCUCUCUCCUCUCGCUCCGGCGACGCCUUCGAGUACCAGCGACCCGUGUUUUCUGCCAGCCACGAGCCCGCUGCUUACGGCGACCAGGCUCUCACCACCGAGUACAGUAGCUACACCCGACCCAAGACCCGACCCGGAGGUCACGGAGGCGGUCACGUGGAAGGUGGGAAGAAGCCUGAGUACGGUGGAUCUGGAUCUGAGUUUGGCCGGAGACCUGAGUCAGAGCAUGGAUCUGGUUAUGGAGAUGACAAGAAGCCUAGCUAUGGCCAUGGCAAGGACGAUGAUGAGAAAGAGAGCCAUAAAAAAUAUAGUGGCAAGGACUGUGAUGAUGAGAAGAGCAAGAUGAAGGAGAAGAAGAAGGAUAAGGAUAAGAAGAAAGAUGAUGAUGAGAAGAAGAAGAGCAAGAACAAGGAUCAUCAUGAUGAUGAUUAUGAUGAGAAGAAGAAGAGCAAGAACAAGGAUCAUCAUGAUGAUGAUUAUGAUGAGAAGAAGAAGAACAAAAACAAGGACCAUGAUUAUGAUGAGAAGAAGAACAAGAAGGACUAUCAUCAUGGUAGUGAUGAUGAUAAGAAGAAUAAGAAGAAGGAUCAUUAUGGUAGUGAUGAUGAGAAGAAGAAGAAUCAGAAGAAGGAUCAUUAUGGUAGUGAUGAUGACAAGAAGAAGAAUAAGAAGGAUAAGUACCACAAGGGCCAUCGUGAUUACGAUGACUAGAAACCUUUUCUUUCUAUAUAAGGGAUUUUGCAUCUCUCAAGCUUUUAGUCACUAAUCAAGUAACCCACGCACACUUUUCUCUUAAGUUUUAUGUCAAUUGUUGUUUUGUUUUUGCUUUCCCGUUUGUGCUAUCUUCUUGAAAUUAUGCAGUAUGACUUUUUCUAGUGAUGAAAUAUUUGGAACCUCGGGAAACUAGAGUUCUUCUUUCGUUUCGGUCUAAACUAAGAAAGUCGGUCUGAUAUAGGAGUAAAUCACAGGCAUAAAGCCGUACUUUUUGUGGUGGUUUGAUACCAGUUUUGUUCGGCAUUUUAUUUGACAUCUAUCACUUUAGUGCUUUGUUUGAUGUAAUUUCCUUUUCGUAUGUAUCCCGAAAUGGAAUGGCUGAUUUCGUGGUAAAACCAGCACUCUCAUUGCUAACUCCUCCGAGCUUGGAGUGUAAAACCUUUGAUAUUU
Molecule: messenger RNA, 1377 nt
Organism: Eruca vesicaria subsp. sativa (arugula)
Lineage: Eukaryota; Viridiplantae; Streptophyta; Magnoliopsida; Brassicales; Brassicaceae
Source: the annotation of a GenBank genome assembly